Candidula unifasciata is the source of this 3304-nucleotide messenger RNA. NCBI's taxonomy places the organism in Eukaryota, Metazoa, Mollusca, Gastropoda, Stylommatophora, Geomitridae. The record is from the annotation of a GenBank genome assembly.
AUGAUCCGAAAGGAAACCGAUAGACCAAGCACAGGUGGCAGGAGGCCACUGCUGGUGACUUUUGUCGGAAACAACCGGCUUAUGUUGAAUGAAAUUCGCGAUAGUCUUAGCCAUCUUCGCAAGCAUGACCUGGAUGGAAGUAGCCCCAUGUCGAACCUCCAGCUGCGGCCUGAGCUGUCGCAGAGCACGCCAAACCUGUUGGAGAAGUCGGCCGGCAAUAAGGUGACCCGAAGAGACAACCAGCACCACAAGGCGCUGGCAGAAAUUCGAGAUAGUUUAAGACCCUAUCAGAAUGUGAGCAGUGUAACCGGUGGUGGAGCGGGAGGUGGUAGCGGAGGCAGCAGUGCAGACAACAGCAGUAGUAGUGCUAGUUCAACCAGUUCACGUGCUACAAAUGAUGCUGAUAGUAGUUCUGGCAAAGUAGAGCAGAUCAUGCAGUUUGGAUUUGAUGAGGACAUUGCCGUGCGGGCCCUCCAGCUGAGUGGCAACCAGAGUGUCAAUGCAGCCCUCAGACUGCUCUUCUACAUCAUGGACGAGAAGUUGGGAUUUCCAGGCUUCCUGUACAGCCAGCUUCCACAUUUGGGCCCCAGCAGUCCGGUGACCUCCGACACCAACAGUGUACGCUCAGACAGCCCCACUCUCAGCUCCUCCUCCAAGCGACCAGUUGUAGCCAAUGGCCUGCUGACUCCACCCCCGUUACCACCACGGGCACCAAUUGCAACACAGAAUAACCGUGCUCUCCAUAGUUAUGUAACGGGCACCUUUAGUGACAGCCCAGCUAAUGGAACCAGCCAACAGCCUCUUUGUGGUCCUGGUGCUACACUGUUGCAGACCUUGAACCAGGUCAAAGGUCAGACAGCAAACGGGGCACAGGCGGGAAUGCUGGUCCAUCAGAACAACAUCAUACCUCAAGGUCACGUCCAGCAGAUGAUCCAGCGGAUGUCCCCGGGGCAAGCCUACUAUCACAUUCAGCAGAAACAGCAGUCUCAGACUCCGGCACAAAACGUUCCUAGUACCCAACCAGCUAUCAGCCUAGCCGCUGCGGUCAGUGCUCAGCAGCAGUUCAAUAGCAUGAACUCUGGCACUGCUGCUAGUUCUAGCCCCAACACACUUCUGUCCCAUCAACUACACGAUCUGGUCCUGGGAGCUCACAUACCUAGUUCAUCCUCUAGUUCUACGCCUGCUGCCUACACAACAUCUGUUUUUUCUGUACAGCCUGAAGGACAAGCACAGCUGCCACCCCCGCCCUACAGCCAGGCUUGCCUCCAGGUCACAGGUGUGAACGGUGGAUCCAGUGGAGGAGUUCCACAUCCUGCUCACAGAGAACAGCAGGAGGCCCACAGUGUUCCUCCAGUGAUGGAGGUGUCAGCGAUGCCAGCUAGUACAGAGGCAUCACAGAUGAUUCACAAGAAAAUGGUUACUCCUGCCGCAGUUGCAGCCACACGCUUGACCAUGGGCUUACACAUGCCGGUGAUUAUGCCUUCAGUUCGCAGUAAAGAAGUUACUAAACCUCUGCCCCAAACUGCUACUGCACCAUUGAUGCCACCUCAUAAUGUUAAUAUCAACGGUGGCAUUCUCUCUAAUAAUAUUCCACCAGUAAAAAGCCACAUUAACAAUAUGUCCUCUCUGCCGAAUCAGCACCAGCCCAAACAAAACCAGCAGAUGGUGGGCAGUGGACAACUGCCGCGUGGGGGUCCACCUGGGCAAGACUUUCAGAUUCCCAUCUCACAUUCCUACCAGCAGGGUCUGCAGAUUGGUCGGAAUGGAGGGAACUACACGAUGGAGCAGCUGGCAGCUCUAGCCGGGGGUCAGUCAUCAGUAGCAUCUCAACAGCAGCAGCAAAGUGCACUCUUCCACAACCACAUACAGGCCAUGAAGCUCCACAACACAGCCAUAUACCAGCAGUUUUCCCCUGAUGCUGCCUCAUCCACUUCACGCUCAGACUCCCCUGUAUCCAGAACCACAAACCAGUCGCCCAUGUCAGUUCUGUCCUCAACUUCUUCGCCAUCAACAAAUUCUGACGUCCCGGACAAGCCCCCACCUCCAUAUCCUCGCCGUGGUGUGGUUGGCAUGGGUCCCAUUUCAAACUUAAAUCCUCCUCUCCUACCCCCUCGUAUUCCACUGAAAGAUAAACCUCCACCGCCUCCCCCUCCACAUAGUGAUCAUGGACAAGCAAACCAACUUGGUGGUCCAUCACACACAUUACAUUUUCCACCUUCAAAUGGGACAGUUUUGCCUCCGUCACUGAAUUCUUCUUCCUCCUCACCAUCGUCACCUCUAACUAGCAGCUGCAACACUGUGCCUGUUUCUUUACAAAAUGGUGCCAUAUCUUUGCAUUCAAAUAUUAAUGACGCAACACAGCAGACUGAUAUCAACACAGUGAGUGCUCCAACUGGCAAAUGUUCACACUUAAUCAACCCUCAGGUGGUCAGCAACAUGCCUCAGACAGAAACAGAUGAGACUGACACAGGUCAAGGUCACAGUUCUACGUCAACUAAGUGUUCAACAUGCCUGGCGCAAGAGAAACAUCGUUGUUUAUCGCCUCUUCCAGAACGGAAGUCUGAAGCUCGUGAAAGGGACAGAUUACGCUGUGACACUAAAGUGAAGGUCUACUCUCCGCAGGCAUUCAAAUUUUACAUGGAGCAGCAUGUUGAGAAUGUUCUCAAGUCCCAUGCUCAGAGGAUGACCAGGAGACUGCAGUUGGAGAAGGAAAUGACUAAAGUGAAACUCUCAGAUGAGGCGGCGCAGCAGAUGCGGAAAAUGUUGUAUCAGAAGGAAUCUAAUUACCUCCGCUUAAAACGUGCCAAAAUGGAUUCUUCUAUGUUUGAUAAAAUUCAAACAUUGGGUGUCGGAGCAUUCGGGGAGGUGGCACUAGUCCGCAAAAAGGAUGUGGGGUCUUUGUACGCUAUGAAAACUUUAGUGAAAUCAAAUGUGAUCAAACGGAACCAGGUGGCGCACGUGAAGGCCGAGAGGGACAUCCUGGCCGAGGCUGACAAUGAGUGGGUAGUGAAACUGUACUACUCCUUCCAGGAUCGGGAUUGUCUGUAUUUUGUGAUGGAUUACGUUCCAGGUGGGGACCUCAUGGGUUUGUUGAUUCGCAAGGAGAUCCUUGAGGAGCAUUUGGCGCAGUUUUACAUUGCGGAGCUGGUCUUGGCGAUUGAAAGUGUGCAUAAGAUGGGUUUCAUCCAUCGUGAUAUUAAGCCAGACAAUAUCCUUAUUGACAAAGAUGGACACAUCAAAUUGACCGAUUUUGGUCUAUGUACAGGUUUCCGGUGGACACAUAAUUCUAAAUAUUAUCAGAAAG